Molecule: messenger RNA, 446 nt
Organism: Mytilus californianus (California mussel)
Lineage: Eukaryota; Metazoa; Mollusca; Bivalvia; Mytilida; Mytilidae
Exons: 4
Coding region: 18-446 (142 amino acids)
Source: RefSeq, a predicted model, not a curated record
UUCAAGAAGAAGUGCAGAUGAUGCGCAACCUCCAUCCUGAUAAUAAUGACCCUGACAAGUUGGGUGAAUUCUUAGAUUCAUCAAACAGAGUGUGGCGCCAAGCAUGUGUGACUUUAUUUGGAUGUAUUGACAGGGCAACAUUUGGUGGAAGAUACAGAGAACAAAUAUACUGUGCCUGUUUACCAGGUUGUUGCUAUGAGGAGCUCAUCAACAUCUUUCAGAAUUUCAGAGAUGGCUUGAUACUUUCCACCAAACAGUACAAAGAGAUACCAGCUGGUCUAUUCAGGUUCUUUGUUGGUUGCAGAGAUGAACCAAGAGUCCAUCGUCUCCUUGGAAGACUUUCGACAGGUGUAAUUACUAUGGAGCAAUUUAGAUUUGCUUCAAAGGAAUUUAAGGAAAAUCAACAGAAGGAUGAAGAUUUAAAGGAAAGACUCCAUUUGAAAUAA